Molecule: messenger RNA, 2482 nt
Organism: Abrus precatorius (Indian licorice)
Lineage: Eukaryota; Viridiplantae; Streptophyta; Magnoliopsida; Fabales; Fabaceae
Product: kinesin-like protein KIN-14C
Exons: 17
Coding region: 72-2474 (800 amino acids)
Biological process (GO): microtubule-based movement
Molecular function (GO): microtubule motor activity; ATP binding; microtubule binding
Source: RefSeq, a predicted model, not a curated record
UCAGUAAACCCUAACAACAACAACACUCACUCCCCAUUCACACCAAAUCGAUUCAUUCUCCGAAGCCUCACAUGGCUUCCCGCAACCAGAACAGGCCUCCUCGCAGCCCUUCCAACAAAAAGGGAGGUGCUGAAGAACUUCCCUCAGACAAACGUCGAAGAAUUGGGGCAGAGAAGAUGGAGCGACAGGGUCGAACCAGGGCUCCAUUUGGGGCUCUCAGCAACAAAGCAGAAGCUAACGAAGUUGCCGGCGCCGAGGGCUCCGAUUUUGCCACUGUUGAGUUCACCAAAGAGGACGUGGAGGCGUUGCUCAAUGAGAAGAUGAAAAAGGGAAAUCCCUUUGAUAAUAAGAAAAAAAUGGACCAGAUGGCAGAUCUCAUAAAGCGUCUUAAACUCUGCGUUCGAUGGUUUAAAAGAAUUGAAGAAGGGUAUAUCCAAGAAAAAGAAAAGCUUCAGACUGAACUUGAAUCUGCCCUGAAGAAAUGCAUUGACACUGGGAAUGAGAUGAAGGUUAAGAUUGCUGAGUUGAAUGAAACUAUAUCUAAUUUGAGGACGACAAUUUCCUCUUUAGAAGAGAGAAUUGCAAAGGAAGAAUCAGCUAAAUUGGAAGCAAUUGAUUGUUAUAGAAGAGAAAAGGAAGCUAGAAGUACAGCUGAGCAGAUGCAAGCUUCUCUUUCAACUGAGCUGGAGAAAGUUCGGGAUGAGAGAUCAGCUGCUGAGCGGAAGGCCAUUUCAAAUGAGGACUUGUACAAGCGAUCACAGGAGUACAAUAUGAGUCUGCAGCAGUACAAUAGUCGCCUUCAAUCAGAUCUUGAAACAACUAAUGAAGCACAUAAACGACUGGAAACCGAGAAAGCAACCAUUGUUGAGAACCUUAGCAAUGUUAGAGGCCACAAUAAGGCAUUGCAGGAUCAGUUGGCAUCUCUUAAAACCUCACAGGAUGAGGCUACUAAGCAGAAGGAAAUGUUAGCAAAUGAGCUCAAAUGCCUUCGGGAAGAACUAAAACAAAUUAGAGAUGAUCGUGAUCGCCAACUGGGACAAGUACAGUCUUUGACUGGAGAAGUAGAAAAAUACAAAGAAUAUACAGGGAAAUCAUGUGCACAAUUGGAUACGUUGACAAUAAAAACAAAUGCUCUAGAGGAGACAUGUUCUUCCCAAAGGGAGCAAAUAAAUAUACUGCAGCAUCAGUUGAAUGCUGAAAGGGAGAAGUUAAAGAUGGCUGAUUUAUCUGCUUCAAAAUCAAGAACAGUGUUUGAAGAUCAGGAAAGAAUUAUAAGUGAACUACAGGAACGACUAGCAGAGAAAGAAUUCCAAGUAAUUGAAGGAGAGAAAUUAAGGAAAAAAUUGCACAACACUAUCCUGGAGCUAAAAGGAAAUAUUCGCGUGUUCUGCCGUGUUCGACCUUUGCUACCGGAUGAUGGUCCUGGAACAGACAUGGUUGUUUCUUACCCUUCGUCAACAGAAGCCCUUGGCCGGGGCAUUGAAUUGGUACAGAGCGGGCAGAAGUACCCUUUUACAUUUGACAAGGUAUUUAAUCACGAGGCUUCUCAGCAAGAUGUUUUCAUUGAGAUAUCACAGCUGGUACAAAGUGCCCUUGAUGGGUACAAGGUCUGUAUCUUUGCUUAUGGACAGACAGGUUCAGGCAAAACCUAUACAAUGAUGGGUAGGCCUGAUGCCCCAGAGCUGAAGGGGUUGAUACCGCGUUCUCUAGAACAGAUAUUCCAGAUUAGUCAGUCCCUGAAGGAUCAGGGAUGGAAGUACAAAAUGCAGGCUUCAAUACUGGAAAUAUAUAAUGAGACCAUCAGGGAUUUGUUAUCAUCAAAUCGGUCAAGUAGUAUUGACCCAACACGAACAGAAAAUGGUGUACCUGUUUCUGGAAAGCAGCAGCAAUACACUAUCAAACACGAUGCCAAUGGAAACACACAUGUUUCAGACCUCACUAUUGUGGAUGUUUGUAGUGCAAAUGAGAUUUCCUCCCUUCUGCAACAGGCAGCACAAAGCAGGUCUGUAGGAAGAACACAGAUGAAUGAACAAUCAUCACGAAGUCAUUUUGUGUUUACUUUGCGUAUAUGUGGGAUUAACGAGAACACUGAACAACAAGUGCAAGGUGUGUUAAACCUGAUUGAUCUGGCUGGAAGUGAAAGACUCUCGAGGAGUGGGGCAACUGGGGACCGGUUAAAGGAAACUCAGGCUAUCAACAAAAGUCUCUCAUCUUUGAGUGAUGUCAUAUUUGCUUUGGCAAAGAAAGAGGAGCAUGUCCCCUUUAGGAAUUCAAAAUUGACUUACCUUCUCCAGCCAUGUCUUGGUGGGGAUUCCAAAACUUUGAUGUUUGUGAACAUAUCACCUGAUCCAUCUUCAACUGGAGAGUCACUCUGCUCUCUUCGUUUUGCCGCUAGAGUCAAUGCCUGCGAAAUUGGUAUUCCGCGGCGUCAGACAUCAACGCGGUCCUUUGACUCUCGUUUGAGCUAUGGCUAAAAGAGAGG